Messenger RNA from Parathielavia appendiculata, 1567 nucleotides. Its product is annotated as NAD(P)-binding protein. Gene Ontology annotation, molecular function: NADPH binding; mRNA 3'-UTR AU-rich region binding; quinone reductase (NADPH) activity. Lineage: Eukaryota; Fungi; Ascomycota; Sordariomycetes; Sordariales; Chaetomiaceae. Gene Ontology annotation, cellular component: cytosol. The record is from RefSeq and is a predicted model, not a curated record. The transcript has 3 exons. Bases 453 to 1493 code for a protein of 346 amino acids.
UCCUUUCACCCCAAGCUUUUCUGAUGUUUUCGACAAGUGUACAUCCCUCUCGACCUUGGAAGGUCCAAGGAAUGGGAGCCUGGCCAGUUGCUAGGGGAUCUUGACGAUUCUUUGCCAACCAACACCAUGAUCGUCUCCCGACCUGGAAAGCAUCGUGUCUGUCCCUGUGGAGCUGCAAUGUUUACUGUGACUUCAUGUCGUCACCGUAUCGGGGUUAGGGUCACUGACCAGGCCAGCAGUCACCUCCCCGCUUGCCCUUACUCAUCCCGCAACCACUGCCGCCAGCCGGCCCGGGCAUAUUCGCGUGAUACUUAAUGUUGCCAUCACCCAGCUUUCUUGCACCCGUUGAGAUCUUGUCCACCCAAACGAGCUGUCGAACCGUCUCAUCCUCUCCCCCCUCAAUUUCGCUUGUUGCUUAACUCCCUUGCACAACAUCCACUCAUCCCACCAUCAUGAUGUCGCUCCCCAAGACCAUGUCGGGAAUCCUCAUCGAGGAGACGGGCGGGGUCGAGGCCCUGCAAUGGAAGACCGAUCUGCCCGUACCAGAACUCAAGGAAGGCGAGAUCCUUGUGCGCAACGAGUUUGUUGGCGUCAAUUACAUUGACACCUACUUCCGCACCGGCCUCUACAGAGCCCCCCUCCCACUGGUAACAGGCAAAGAAGCAGCCGGCGUCAUCAUCGCCCUGCACCCCUCCGUCCCCUCAUCGGACCCAACCACCCCACUCAAAGAAGGCGUCCGCGUAGCCUACGUAGCAGACCACGCCUACGCAGAGUACACCGCGGUCCCGGCAACCUGCGCCUCCCCAAUCCCAGAGGGCCUGUCCACUGAGACGGCCGCGGCCUCCCUCCUCCAAGGCCUGACAGCACUGACCUUUGUGCGCGAAGCGGCCGGCUUGGCGCGCCCGCGCGGCACGACGCACCAGCUGGGCGUCAGCGAAGGGCCUUGGGCGCUCGUGCACGCUGCUGCGGGCGGCGCCGGGUCGAUGCUGGUGCAGAUGCUGGUCGUGCACGGGGCCAAGGUCAUUGGUACAGCGGGCGGGAAGGAGAAGUGCGAGAUUGCGAGGCGGAACGGGGCGCAAUGGGUGGUGGAUAGCAAGGCGGAGGAUGUGGUGGCGAGAGUGAAGGAGAUUACGGGGGGAAGAGGGGUGGAUGUGAUUUUUGAUGGCGUAGGCAAGGCGACGUUUGAGGCGGAUCUGGAGAUGGUUGCUAGGAAGGGAACGGUGGCAGUUUUCGGGAACGCGUCCGGGCCGGUCCCGCCGGUCGAUGUCUUGAGACUGGGGGCCAAGAACAUCAAGCUGAUGAGGCCCGUGUUGUUCUCGUACAUCGCCAUCAAGGAGGAGAGGGAUGCUUACACCAAGGAGCUCUUCGAGCUACUCCUUGCCGGCAAGGUGAACGUCAAAAUUCACCAUGUGUACCCGCUCAAAGAAGUCGGGUCUGCACACACUGAUUUGGAAGGGAGGAAGACAACGGGCAAGCUGCUGCUCAAGAUCUAAAGGAAGCUUGUCUUUUGUCUAUCAAUGAUUAAAAAGCCUGUAAUAAGUCCUGAAAAGGGAGCCUGCCAACCCCC